AAUUAAACCUAUAUCCUUUAUAAAUUAACCAGUCACCAAUUAUUUUUACAGCAAUGUGAGAAUGGCCUAAUAUAUCCAUCAAAAAACUAUUAGAAGUAAUAACUUGAGUAAAUUUGCAGAAUACAAAAUCAACAUAUACAAAUCAGUAGGAUUUCUAUAUGCCAACAGUCAACAAACUGAAAAAGAAUUCAAAAAAAUAAUCCUAUUUGCAAUAGCCACAAAUAAAACAAAAUGUGUGGGAAUUUACCAAAGAAAUAAAAGUUCCCAACAAUUAAAAAUGUAAAACAUUGAUAAAAGAAAUGAAAGAGAAGACAAAAAAAUGGAAAGUUAUUUCUAUGUUCACAGAUUGGAAGAAUCAGUAUUUUAAAAAAUAUCUAUAUGAUCCAAAACAAGCUAUACAUUUCAUGCCAUCUCUAUCAAAAUAACAAUGACAUUCCUCACAGAAAUAGAAAAAAAAUCUGAAAUAUAUAUGGAACCACAAAACACCAUAAUAGUCAAAGCUAUUCUGAGUAUAUAAACCAAAACUUGAGGAAUCCCGUUACCUGGUUUUAAAUUAUACUAUCAAGCUAUAGUAAUUAAAACAGCAUGACACUGGAAUAAAAAGACAUAAAGACAAAUGGAAUGAAAUAGAGAACUUAGAAACAAACUCAUACAGGUAAACAAAACUUAUUUUCAACAAAAGUGUCAAUAACAUACAACAAAAAGUAAGACAGUUUCUGUAAUAAAUAGGGCUGGGAAAACUGGCAAGCCAUAGGCAGAAGAAUGAAACUAGAACCCUAUUUCUUGCCACAUACAAAAAUCAAAUUAAAAUGAAUUAAGGACUUAAACCUAACACCUCAAACUAUCACAAUUUUACAAGAAAACACUGGAGAAACUCUUUAGGGCAUUGGUUUGGGCAAAAAUUUCUUAAAUAAUGCCCCAUAAGCACAGGCAACCAAAGCAAACACGGACAAAUGGAAUUACAGCAAGUCAGAAAGCUUUUUUAAAGUGAAGGAAACAAUAAACAAAGUGAAGAGAAAACCCACAGAAUGGGAGAAAAUAUUUGUAAAUUACCCAUCUGAAAAGCAAUUAAUAGCUACAUGAUAUGGUUAGGCUUUGUGUCCCCACCCAAACCUCAUACUGGAUUGUAAUCCCCAGGUGCUGAGGGAGAGACCUGGUAGAAGGUGAUUGGAUCAUGGGGGUGGUUCCCCCAGGCUGUUCUUCUGAUAAUGAUUGAGUUCUCAUGAGAUCUGACGGUUUUAUAAGGGGCUCUUCCCCCUUUGCUUCACAUACAUGCUCUCUCACCUGCUGUCGUGGAAGAGGUGACUGCUUCCCUGUCUGCCAUGAUUGUAAGUUUCCUGAGGCCUCGCCAGCCAUGUGGAACUGUGACUCAGUUAAACCUAUUUCCUUUAUAAAUUACCCAGUCUCGCCAGGUGCAGUGGCUCAUGCCUGUAAUCCCAGCACUUUUGGAGGCUGUGGCGGGUGGAUCAUGAGGUCAGGAGUUCAAGACCAGCCUGGCCAAGAUGGUGAAACCCCAUCUCUACUAAAAAUACAAAACUUAGCUGGGCAUGGUGUCAGGUGCAUGUAAUCCCAGCUACUCAAGAGGCUGAGGCAGAGAAUUGCUUGAACCCAGGAGGUGGAGGUUGCAGUGGACCGAGAUCAUACCAGUGCACUCCAGCCUGGGCGACAGAGCAAGACUUCAUCUCAAUACAUAAAUAGAUAAAUAACUCAGUCUCAGUAUUUUUAUAGCAGUGCAGAAACAGACUGAUACACUACAAUAUAUUGAGUUCAAAACAUUCUAAAGAAAAAAGUGUAAUCAAUUAAAGAGUGGACAAAAACUUAAAUGAACAUUUAUGAAAAGAAGACAUAAAAAUGGCAAACAGUCAAAUGAAAAGGUGCUCCACAUUACUGAUCAUCAUAGAAAUGCAAAUCAAACCCAAAGUGAGAUAUCACUUCACCUCAGUUAAGGUGGCUUUUAUCCAGAAGCCCGUCAAAAACAAAUGUUGCUAAUAGCCAAGAUUGGGAAGAAACCUAAAUGUCCAUCAACAGAUGACUGGAUAGAGAAAAUGUGGUACAUAUACACAAUGGAGUACUAUUCAGCUGUAAGAAAGAACGAGAGUCUGUCAUUUGCAGUAACAGAAAUGGAACUGAAAGUCUUUAUGUUAAGGGAAAUAGGCACAGAAAGACAAAUGUCACAUGUUCUUACCUAUUUGUGGGUGCUAAAAUUUGAAACAAUUGAUGUCAUAGAGAUAGAGAGUAUAAGCAUGGUUACCAGAGGCUGAGAAGGGCAGUGGGGGAACAGGGGGUUAGUGGGCAUGUGAAAUGGGUACAAAAAAUUGUUAGAAAGAAUGAAUAAGACCGUAUUUGAUAGCACAACAGGGUGAUUAUGGUAAAAAAUAAUUUAAUUAUACAUUUUAUAAAAACUAAAAUAGUAUAAUUGGAUUGUUUAUAACACAAGCUAUCAAUGCUUGAGGAGAUGCAUACCCUGUUUUUUAUUAUGUAUUACUCAUUACAUGCAUGUAUCAAAGGAUGUCAUGUACCCCCAUAAAUAUAUACACCAUGUACCCACAAAAAUAAAUUUAAAAUUAAAAUUAAAACCAAAGGGAGGAGAGUAUAAUGAGGCAGAUGUGACCCACAGCAUGAACUAGCUUUUCAGGGUUACUUUGGAAAGUCCUUAUCCAAGAAAAGUGGUCCAUUUAGUCAAUAGGGGCUUAGAAAUUAAUUUUUAGUUUAUAAGUGGAAAAAAGAAUUUUUAAUCCUGAGCCAUAGCUCUCAGUCAGUCAGUCCCUGCAGGGAACCCUGUUCUUUACUCUGGAGAUAAACACUGUUUUUCUUUUCCACUGAAUAACGCCACAUUUCAAAACGAGGGGAAACAUCUUGAAACUAAGAGGUAUGGCCUUAUUAAAUUUGAUUUGGUUUCCAUUGUAAUUAAUUUAAUCACAUGUGUUCUAGAGUUUGUCCUCAGUCUUCUCCUACUUUAGGCCCAUGAUCUGUUGAAUUUGCUCAGCUCCCUGCUCAACAGCAGGAAAUCAUAAUUACUUAAAAACCUCAUUGUGGCUGGGAGCAGUGGCUCAUGCCUGUAAUCCCAGCAAUUUUGGAGGCCAAGGUGGGCAGAUCACUUGUUGUCAGGGGUUUGAGACCAGCCUGGCCAACAGAGUGAAACCCCAUCUCUACUAAAGAUACAAAAAUUAGCUGAGUGUGGUGAUUCAUGCCUGUAAUCCCAGGUACUUGGGAGGCUGAGGCAGGAGAAUCACUUGAACCUGGGAGGCAGAGGUUUCAGUGAGCCAAGAUGGUGCACUGCAAUCCAGCCUGGGCAACAGACCAAGACUCUGUCUCAAAAUAAUAAUAAUAAAUAAAAAUCUCAUUGUGUUUCAAACAAAAUUUCUUUUGCAUAUUAACUGUGUCAACUUGCAUAUUAACUAUAAUCAUUUUGUUUACUUUAUAUCCAAUCUUGAGAAAUCUUUGAGGACUAAUUUCACUCUUUUCUGACAUUUUGGUAAACAUACCAAAUGCCAUCACACAAAAUGCACAAAAUUCCUGAGAAAUACAUUUUCUCCUUGAGGAGUAGACUUGCUGUGUUAGAGGAACUCAUGGUUAUCAAGCUCCUGGUUUAAUAAACAUGACUAGAAUUCUCUAUCUUAAUAUGAGUAGCUAGGUACUCACAGGGCAUCUAGAAGGUUAAUAUUUAUGGUCUGAAAAUAGCCACAUUUUUUUACUGGCCACAAAUUACAACUGCAGAAUGUUUAUGGCCAUACAAGACAUCUUCCACCAAGCCUGAAAAAUGUAUAAAUGUCCUAAGAGUGCAGCAUUUUUUCUUAAAGAUAAUAUUAAUGAGCUAGCUUAGGUCAAUGGGUUAAUGGUCAUUGUUAAUACCAAUAGCCCCGACAUUAGUGAGUACAUCUGCACCUUCCAAGUUUAAUUAUAACUCUUUCUCUUUAUGGUUAGAGUGGAGACACUAACAAUAGAUGAUGCAUUCCUGCUCUUGUUUUCUGAGGGUGUCCAACUCUGUAAUGGAGUCAUUUCUAAUAAACUUGCUUCUUUCACUGUGUUCUCUGACUCACCUCAAAUUUUUUCCUGCACAAGAUCUAAGAAUCCUACUUUGUGGUCUGUAUCAGGACCCUCUUUUCCAGCAACAUCUGUCAGCAACACCAUGAAGGGACACCAAGACAAGACCCCCACUCCAAGGAAAACAAUCCACAUAGAAUCAGUCAGCUGGCAAGUGGGCUGUCUUUUAGAGUCGUGAAGCAUUCAGGUUGGCAAGAAUGAUUAUCCACUAUUACUUAAGUGAGAGGCCCUAGGGUAUAACAUUAGGGUGAGAGACUUAUCCCAAAGUUAGAGACCUGGGGGUGUCAUACUCAGAUUAGAGGCCAAGCCCACAGGGUUAGAGGCCCUGGGGAAUGUUGAGAAGAAUGGAUUUGGCUAAACAAGAUGUUUGCCACUUUCUCUUUUUUGACUGUCCACCUUGUGCUCUUUGUCCCUCACCUGAGUGCUCUGCAUGUUGUUGCCUUUCUGCUCACCACCUCCGUUUUGUAGUGGCCUGGAGGCUGCCCCAGGAAAGAGGCCCCAAACAGUUUAGCUUUUACUUUCCUCAGCGAUCCUCUGACUUUUAGCCUUGAUGUCUUAGAGCUAUUGCUGCUACCACUUUUCUAGUUGGCAAAGCCAAUAAACUAACAUUAGAACAGCACCUACAGGUUUUGACCCCACACCAAGGGAAGGUGGUCCUAGAAGAUAAAGGGCACCAGUAGAUAAUAGGAGAACAUUUAUGAAAGUGUCAGGCCUUAUUGCUGGACACUCCAGACAUAACCCUUAAAGCCUGCCAAACCAUAAACCCAGCUACUUAUCCGCCAGAGUCCACAGGUGCUCUCAGUCUUUCUGGCAUAUAGGUUGUAUUAGUCUGUUCUCAUGCUGCUAAUAAAGACAUAUCUGAGGCUGGGUAAUUUGUAAAGAAAAGAGGUUUAAUUGACUCACAGUUGCACAUGGUCAGGGAGGCCUCACGCUCAUAGCAGAAGGCAGAUGAGGAACAAAGUCACAUCUCUUACAUGGCAGCAGGCAAAAGAGCUUGUGUAGGGAACUCCCCUUUAUAAAACCAUCAGCUGUAAUCCCAGCACUGUGGGAGUCCAAGGCAGUAGAUGACCUGAGGUGAGGAGAUCGAGGCCAGCCUGGCCAACAUGGUGAAACCCUGUCUAUACUAAAAGUACAAAAAUUAGACAGGCGUGGUUGUGGGCGCCUAUAAUCCCAGCUACUCAGGAGGCUGAGACAGGAGAAUCGCUUGAACCCAGGAGUCAGAGGUUGCAGUGAGCCAAGAUCAUGAUAACACACUCCAGCCUGAGAACAGAGCAAGACUCUGUCUCAAAAAUAAAUAAAUAAACCAUCAGAUCUCAUGAAGCUUAUUCACUGUCAUGAGAACAGCAUGGGAAAGACCCAUCCCCUGAUUCGAUUGCCUCCCACUGGGUCUCUCCCACGAUAUAUGGGAAUUAGGGGAGCUACAAUUCAAGAUAAGAUUUGACUGGGGACACAGCCAAAGCAUGUCACAGGUUAUGAAACAAAUUUAUUCUAGCAGGCCAGCCUUAAGAGAGAUGAGCCCCUUGACCAUCCUAAGGAAGAGUGGUUAACAGAUGCAAGUUGUUUUAUGCAUCAGGAAAACAGGAGGGCUAGAUAUGCUAUUAUUAGUCAGUACAAGAGAAUCAAGGCGCAAGCCUUGCUGGCCUCAACCUCAGCUCAAAAAACUGAGUUAAUUGAACUUACUAGGCCCUUGCAAUUGGGAAAGGAUUUAAAAGUUAACAUUUACACUGAUUCCAAGUAUGAUUUUUUAGUGCUUCAUGCUUAUGCUGCAAUUUGGAAUGGGUAGGGACUCCUGACACCCAAGGCCUUUUCCAUACAUCAUUCAGAUUUUGAGCCUGUUAGAAUGCUGCUUUGCUGCCAAAAAGUGACUAUAAUUAAUUGCAGAGGACAUCAAAAGAGAGACUGACUGUGUAAAAGGAAAUGCCCUUGUAGAUGCUGCAGCCAAGGGUCCUGCACUGGAAGGGCCAAUGAAGCUUAUGGGCGUGCUGGUCAGCAUAUGUAGAACUGGGCCAGAAUACUCUGAAGAAGAACAAAAAUGGGCCAGGGAUUGCAUUUCAGUCCAGGGCCCCUCUGGCUGGCUGAAUCAUGGUAAUAAAUUACUAAUGCCAAGUACCAAUCAUAGGGAUAUAAUUCAGCACUUUCAUGAUUCUUUUCACCCUAGAAGGGAUUCUUUGUUUCCGUUAAUGUCUCAUUUGUUUAUAGGGGUAAAUCUUUUCAAAACAGUAAAACAGGUGACACAGCACUGUGAGCUCUGUGCCUGACAUGACCCAAACAGCCAGCAAUUUUCUCCUUCUCCAGUUAAACCUGUCCAAAAUUGAGGAACCUAUCCAGGUGAGAACUGGCAACUCUAAUUUACACCGAUGCCUUCCUGCAGGAGAUUCAAAUAUUUGCUAAUGCUUACUGAUACCGUCACUGGUUAGAUUGAGGCAUUCCCCACCCCAUCUGAAAAAUGUUUACUAGAAGAAAUAACUCCUCAGUCUGGGUAAUCUAAAAGCCUGCAAAGUGACAAUGGCCCAUGUUCCACAGCAGGCGUAACCCAUCACCUAUCCUCAGCUUUAAGAAUCCAAUAUCACCUUCACUCUGCUGGAGACCGCAGUCCUCGGGAAAGGUGAAAGGGCUAAUCCUACUCUAAAGAAGACCCUAGCUAAAUCAGAGGCCUGUCUCUAACACCCAUAGCUUACUGCAGGUUAUAACUGCUCCAAAGUAAAACGUAUAAUUAAGUCCCGUUGAGUUAACAUAUGGAAGGCCUUUCCUAACCACAGAUCUCCUAAUAGAUGAAGGGACGCAUCCAUUACAAAAAUAUGUCAUCAAUCUAGGACAGGAGCAAAGGCACUCUGUGAAUAUGGAAACAAGAGUCUUCCCCUCCCGCAUGGGAGGAAAAUUCAGUUUCAGCUCAGCUAGGGAUCUAGUCUCACUAAAGACGCGGGAGGAAGUUCUCCAUCUGAGCAGCUUUCCCCAACGUGGAAAGGACCACAGGAAGGACACCUGAGCUCUCCAAAAGACGCUCAACGCCAAGGGAUUCACAGGUGGGUGCACCUGUGUGGAAGUAAAGCUGUUGCUUAUUCUGGGAGCCCAAUCCGAGGCUGAGGGAGGUGGGCGCGGGGCUAUUUAAGCGUUGGCGGAGGGCGGGCUGGGUCGCUGCGCGUCUGCUCCUCCUUCUCCUCUUUCUCCUGCCGCCCUAAUCCCGCCUUGGCCAUGAGGGAGAUUGUGCUCACGCAGGCUGGGCAGUGCGGGAACCAGAUCGGCGCCAAGUUCUGGGAGGUGAUCUCCGAUGAACAUGCCAUCGACUCCGCUGGCGCCUACCACGGGGACAGCCACCUGCAGCUGGAGCGCAUCAACGUGUACUACAACGAGGCCAGCGGUGGCAGGUACGUGCCCCGCGCUGUGCUCAUGGAUCUGGAGCCCGGCACCAUGGACUCUGUGCGCUCAGGGCCCUUCGGGCAGAUCUUCAGGCCGGACAACUUCAUCUUCGGUCAGUGUGGGGCCGGAAACAACUGGGCCAAGGGACACUACACAGAAGGCGCGGAGCUGAUGGAGUCAGUGAUGGACGUUGUCAGAAAGGAGGCUGAGAGCUGCGACUGCCUGCAGGGUUUCCAGCUGACCCACUCCCUGGGUGGCGGGACUGGGUCUGGGAUGGGUACCCUUCUGCUCAGUAAGAUCCGGGAGGAGUACCCAGACAGGAUCAUAAACACAUUCAGCAUCCUGCCCUCGCCCAAGGUAUCAGACACUGUGGUGGAGCCCUACAACGCCACCCUCUCAGUCCACCAGCUCAUAGAAAAUGCGGACGAGACCUUCUGCAUAGAUAACGAAGCGCUAUAUGACAUAUGUUCCAGGACCCUAAAACUGCCCACACCCACCUACGGUGACCUGAACCACCUGGUGUCUGCUACCAUGAGUGGGGUCACCACGUGCCUGCGCUUCCCCGGCCAGCUGAAUGCUGACCUGCGGAAGCUGGCCGUGAACAUGGUCCCGUUUCCGCGGCUGCAUUUCUUCAUGCCUGGCUUUGCCCCACUGACCAGCCGGGGCAGCCAGCAGUACCGGGCCUUGACUGUGGCUGAGCUUACCCAGCAGAUGUUUGAUGCUAAGAAUAUGAUGGCCGCUUGCGACCCCCGCCAUGGCCGCUACCUAACGGCGGCUGCCAUUUUCAGGGGUCGCAUGCCCAUGAGGGAGGUGGAUGAACAAAUGUUCAACAUUCAGGACAAGAACAGCAGCUACUUUGCUGACUGGCUCCCCAACAAUGUAAAAACAGCCGUCUGUGACAUCCCACCCCGGGGGCUAAAAAUGUCGGCCACCUUCAUUGGGAAUAAUACGGCCAUCCAGGAACUCUUCAAGCGUGUCUCAGAGCAGUUCACAGCAAUGUUCAGGCGCAAGGCCUUUCUCCACUGGUACACGGGCGAGGGCAUGGAUGAGAUGGAAUUCACCGAGGCCGAGAGCAACAUGAACGACCUGGUGUCUGAAUAUCAGCAAUAUCAGGAUGCCACGGCCGAGGAGGAGGAGGAGGAUGAGGAGUAUGCUGAGGAGGAGGUGGCUUAGAACUCUCCUUUUCUAGGUAAAGGGGGGGGAAGCAGUGUGGAUUCUUUACUGUGUUGACAGCUAUGUGUCACUACGCGCUUGUUCGUUUGUGUCUUCCCAUCUCCUCCUGCUGCAUUUUUUAAAGCAUUUUUAUAGUAUGUAGUUUUGCCUAAUAAAGUAUUUUCACAGCA
Messenger RNA from Symphalangus syndactylus (siamang), 8744 nucleotides. RefSeq names its product tubulin beta-8 chain-like. NCBI's taxonomy places the organism in Eukaryota, Metazoa, Chordata, Mammalia, Primates, Hylobatidae. Gene Ontology annotation, molecular function: GTP binding; structural constituent of cytoskeleton; GTPase activity. Gene Ontology annotation, cellular component: microtubule. The record is from RefSeq and is a predicted model, not a curated record. Gene Ontology annotation, biological process: microtubule-based process.